This is a messenger RNA of Penicillium soppii, 1377 nucleotides long. Its product is annotated as putative zinc metallopeptidase. The transcript has a single exon. Gene Ontology annotation, molecular function: hydrolase activity, acting on carbon-nitrogen (but not peptide) bonds, in cyclic amidines. NCBI's taxonomy places the organism in Eukaryota, Fungi, Ascomycota, Eurotiomycetes, Eurotiales, Aspergillaceae. The coding region runs from base 1 to 1377 and encodes 458 amino acids. The record is from RefSeq and is a predicted model, not a curated record.
AUGCCUCCCCGACUUACAGCCCAAAUUCAAUCCAUCCAAGGUGUUCGACUAGCUGGCGAGUCGUCCACCUGGGAUAUCCAACUCGAAUACUCUUCAAACAAAGGAACGGUCACCAGCGUGACCCCGCAUAAAUCAGAAGUGGCCGAAUCUCCUCUGGCUUUACCAGCCUUGACCCAUCCACAUAUUCAUCUCGACAAAGCAUUCAUACAUAGUACACCAGAAUAUGCCCAUUAUUUGCCCUCGACGGGUACUUUCCAGGAGGCGUUGUCCUCCACAGCAAAGGUCAAGCAACAAUUCAACCACUCUGAUAUUCUCAGAAGGGGAGAAUGGCUACUAGCCGAGUCCGUCGCAUCAGGCGUCACUGCAAUGCGCGCCUUUGUGGAAGUAGACCACACAGUGCAACACACUUGUCUCGAAGCUGCAGCUACGUUGAAAAACCAAUGGGCAGAGUCAUGCAACAUCCAGAUCGUCUGCUUCGCACAGGACCCUAUUUUCUCCACCGAAUUCGCAGACCAAAAUAUGGCCUUGCUGGAAGAUGCCCUGGCGCAAUAUCCCCAGAUCGAGGUAAUCGGAACAACCCCCUACGUUGAAUCCGACACUCCAGCCGCAAAGCGCAACAUCGAAUGGGCGAUUGAUCGCGCACUUGUCUCGAACAAGCACGUCGACUUCCACCUAGACUACAACCUCGAUUCCAGCAAAGAACCACUAGUUUGGCACGUUCUUCAGACCCUCAAAGACAGAGACUGGGCCGUCCGCUCCGCAAAACGCGUAAUGCUCGGCCACUGCUCGCGCCUGACUCUACUAACGGACGCCGAAUGGGCGCGUCUCGCAGCUGAUAUUCACGAAAACAAUCUCCCAGUCAGCUUCGUCGGCCUACCAACAAGCGAUAUCUACAUGGCGGCCCCUCCGGAAAGCGAUCAGCCGCACAACCGUCCAAGAGGCACGCUGCAAGUCCUGCAGAUGAUCCGCAAACACAAGCUCGACGCAGUCAUCGGCGUGAACAAUGUCGGCAAUGCAUUUACGCCGUGGGGGCUACCGGAUCCACUGUCCCUGGCCUGUCUCGGGGUUGGGAUUUACCAAGCCGGCAGCCAGACUGAUGCAGAACUGCUGUAUGAAUGUGUUUCGACGAGGGCGAGGGCGGCUAUCGGGCUGGAGUCCCAGGUCGGUCUUGGCAUCGCGCAGGGCUGUGGAGCAGAUUUGCUGCUUGUGCAGCAUAGAGAUGACACCGGGUGUGAGGUUUCGCGGCUGCGGACGAACGUUGCUGAGGUUGUGUGGACGCCGCCGGAGAAGAUGAACCGGGAUGUAGUUUGUGGUGGGCGGUUGAAGGUUUCGCCUUAUGGAACGGAUGGUGAGGAUAGUGUGUAUCGAUAUUCGUGA